Molecule: messenger RNA, 471 nt
Organism: Chenopodium quinoa (quinoa)
Lineage: Eukaryota; Viridiplantae; Streptophyta; Magnoliopsida; Caryophyllales; Amaranthaceae
Exons: 1
Coding region: 1-471 (156 amino acids)
Source: RefSeq, a predicted model, not a curated record
AUGGCAACAGCGGCGAUUCUUCUACCUCCCAGCUUAAUCCAAGAUCAAUUCUCCUCUCGCCGUUUCCGAAACACCAACCCUAACCCUAGAAAUCACAACUCUCUUCGUUCUCAUCGUCGCAAAAGAAGUCCUUCCGACGGAAAUCGCCGACCUAAUCUUGAUUCUCUCUCUUCAUCGCCGCCAUUAAAGACGCCUGUCUUGGGCCAGGUCAAGAUCCUCAAGAGAGGCGAAGAAUUAAAGGCAAGAGUGCUGUUCGGCGGAGAAAAUCUUGAUUUAGGGUUACAGAUGUGCUCCACAAAUCGAUUAGGUCCAGAUCCGGAUGUUGUACAGAAUCAAAUUAGGGUUCCGGAUCUUUACGCUGGUACUACUUCCAUGGUUUCUUCUCCUCACCCUAGCGCGCUCCCUUUCCCGGCGAGUUUGGUCCGGAAAAGCGAGGCGGAGAAUAAUCUCAGAAAGUUGCUCAAGAUUUGA